Molecule: messenger RNA, 990 nt
Organism: Naumovozyma castellii
Lineage: Eukaryota; Fungi; Ascomycota; Saccharomycetes; Saccharomycetales; Saccharomycetaceae
Gene: MRX8
Product: translation initiation/elongation factor MRX8
Exons: 1
Coding region: 1-990 (329 amino acids)
Source: RefSeq, a predicted model, not a curated record
AUGAGGGGAUUCCCUACAUCUAUACAAGUACGAAAUAGCGUAUCUCUCGCAAAGAGUAUAAUAUUGCAAACUAAGAACUCCUUUCCCACAGACGCAAAGAUGAUAAUACCGAAAAAGACUCAGAAACCGACCAAAAUUUUAAAACCACAUAGAUUCAAAUCAACUCAGGAACCAGAAUGGGCAAAGUUUAAUGACCAAUAUAACGAACAUUAUUCUGCACCCACCAUUUCUCAGUUGAACCCCAUAAACCAUUAUUUCAACAUAGCAGAUGUUACUUAUGAAUGGAGCGUGGCAUCCUUUGCGGAUAUACCGAGUGAAUGGUUGAAAGACAAGUAUAGGGGGCAAGAGAGCGAUAAAGUGACCAAGAGGUUUCCUGGAAAGACUUAUGUGCCUUUUGAAUUAGUGAACGAACUGCCUGAGGUUAUAUUUCUUGGUCGAACGAAUGCAGGUAAGUCGACACUGUUGAAUAAUAUUACGACGGUGUUUCAACAUGCAACUUUGGAGAAGUCAGCGAAAAUGUCAUCCAAGGCAGGUUUUACAAAGACUUUGAAUUGUUUUAAUAUUGGAAAUCGAUUCAGGUUGAUAGACUCACCUGGCUAUGGUUUCAAUAGUAGUGCCAAACAAGGUGACGUAACCAUGGAAUAUCUUAGGGAGAGAAAAGAAUUGAAAAGAAGUUACCUUUUAAUUCCAGGUGAUAAGGGGUUUAGUGAUCUUGAUCUUGGAAUUAUCGAGUUUAUGAGGGAGAACGGUAUCCCAUUUGAAAUUGUAUUUACCAAGAUGGAUAGAGUCAGAAAUUUGACGAAUUUUAAAGAAAUGGUCACAGCUAGUGGGAUACUCAAUUAUCCAACCCUACCGCAACUGAUCUUUGUCAAUUCAGCUAUUACGAAAACAUGUUCGAAACGGUAUGGUAUUGAUAGACUAAGGUUUUCAUUAUUCCAGAGUUGUUCUUUAAAUCCCCUUGUAAAACCAACCAAAAAGAAGGUCAACUGA